Hypanus sabinus (Atlantic stingray) is the source of this 8016-nucleotide messenger RNA. It is a transcript of the gene cnot1, whose product is annotated as CCR4-NOT transcription complex, subunit 1. Gene Ontology annotation, cellular component: CCR4-NOT core complex; P-body. Gene Ontology annotation, molecular function: molecular adaptor activity. Gene Ontology annotation, biological process: nuclear-transcribed mRNA catabolic process, deadenylation-dependent decay. The record is from RefSeq and is a predicted model, not a curated record. Lineage: Eukaryota; Metazoa; Chordata; Chondrichthyes; Myliobatiformes; Dasyatidae. The coding region runs from base 561 to 7670 and encodes 2369 amino acids. The transcript is spliced from 49 exons.
GGAGGGCGAGAGAGCCGAACGAACCGGCAGCAGGCCGGGCCGACGCCGCUCCCUCCUUCCCUCCCAUCUGGACCCGACCCCUCCCCUCCCCUCCCCUCCCCUCCGCCACUACACCACCCUACCCAGCCCCCUCCCCUCCCCCUCCUCCCUCCCUCCCUCCCUCCCCUCCUCGGCCUCUCUCUCUUGUCCCACCGGCGGAGCAGCGCCAUGUUCAGGCUACACGGAGGAGGCGGAGGAGGAGGAAGAAUAGUGGCGGCGGGAGAAAAGUGAACCAGGAGGAGCCGACAACGGGCUGAAGGCCGACCAACUCCAAGGGGCGAAGUCUCCGAGCGGAGCGGACACUCGUGAAGUGAUCAUUGGGGCCCCCCGGACUCUCCCGUGAGAACACUUAGCAGAAGGCGACCCCUUCCCUCCUCCAUCGUUUUAUAAAGAUAUAUAAAAUAUAUAUGAGAGAGAGAGGAAAGGCGCUGACACGAGAAGAUAAAUUUUUCUUUUUCCAGUAAAAGAAAGGGGAAUAAUGACCAUUUCCCGCUUUCCUCAGCUGACCGCCCCGACCAGCAAUGAAUCUUGACUCGUUAUCGCUGGCCUUGUCUCAAAUCAGCUACCUUGUGGACAACCUGACCAAGAAGAAUUACAAAUCCAGCCAGCAGGAGAUCUCUCAUAUUGUGAACAGACACGGCCCCGAGGCAGACAGACAUUUAUUACGCUGUCUAUUCUCGCAUGUGGAUUUCAGUGGCGAUGGUAAAAGUAGCGGCAAAGAUUUCCAUCAGACUCAGUUUCUGAUUCAGGAGUGUGCAUCGCUGAUUACCAAGCCUAAUUUCAUCUCGACGCUGUGCUACGCCAUUGACAAUCCAUUGCACUAUCAGAAGAGUCUGAAACCUUCGCCCCACCUGUUUACUCAGCUUAGUAAAGUGCUCAAGUUAAGCAAGGUCCAAGAGGUUAUCUUUGGCCUCGCCUUGCUGAAUUCUUCUAGCUCAGAUCUGCGAGGGUUUGCUCUCCAGUUUGUGAAACAGAAGCUCCCAGAUCUUCUGCGAUCUUACAUCGACGCAGACGUAAGCGGGAACCAAGAAGGUGGCUUUCAGGAUAUUGCAAUAGAAGUCCUGCACCUGCUCCUGUCCCACCUUCUUUUCGGGCAAAAGGGAGCAUUUGGUGUUGGGCAGGAACAGAUUGACGCUUUCCUUAAAACAUUACGCAGAGAUUUUCCGCAAGAGCGUUGUCCUGUGGUGCUUGCACCACUGCUAUAUCCUGAAAAACGGGACAUUCUGAUGGAUAGGAUUCUGUCUGAUUCGGGAGGGAUAGUGAAGACAAUGAUGGACAGCUCACUAGCAGAUUUUAUGCAAGAAGUAGGCUACAGCUUUUGUACAAGUGCCGAAGAAUGCCGUCAAAUCAUUUUGCAGUUUGGGGUUCGGGAAGUGACAGCUUCUCAGGUUGCCAGGGUACUGGGAAUGAUGGCUCGGACACAUUCAGGCCUGAGUGAUGGCAUUUCCUUACAGUCUAUCUCAGCCCCCGGAAGUGGAAUAUGGAGUGAUGGGAAGGAUAAAACUGACUCUGCACAGGCUCAUACUUGGAAUGUAGAAAUAUUUAUUGAUGUUGUGAAGGAAGUGAAUCCAAACCUGAAUUUCAAGGAGGUAACCUAUGAGCUGGAUCACCCAGGAUUCAUCCUACGUGACAGCAAAGGCCUGCAAAUAGCAGUGUAUGGAAUCCAGAAAGGGAUGGGAAUUGAAGUCUUUCCUGUUGAUCUCAUUUACCGGCCUUGGAAGCACGCAGAAGGACAGCUCUCCUUCAUUCAACACUCAUUAAUGAACCCAGAUAUCUUCUGUUUUGCUGACUACCCAUGUCAUACUGUUGUGACAGACAUUUUGAAAGCCCCCCCAGAAGAUGACAACCGGGAAAUUGCUACAUGGAAAAGCUUAGACCUCAUUGAGACCUUGCUGCGUCUUUCAGAGUUGGGACAAUAUGAGCAGGUCAAGCAGCUCUUUAAUUUUCCUAUCAAACACUGUCCGGAUAUGUUGGUACUGGCUUUACUCCAGAUCAACCCAACCUGGCACACUCUGCGCCAUGAACUGAUCUCCACACUGAUGCCAAUUUUCCUGGGUAAUCAUCCAAAUUCUGCCAUUAUCUUGCACUACGCAUGGCACGGACAGGGUCAAUCUCCCUCAAUCCGACAAUUGAUCAUGCACGCGAUGGCAGAGUGGUACAUGCGUGGGGAGCAGUAUGAUCAGGCUAAGCUCUCUCGCAUUCUAGAUGUAGCUCAAGACUUGAAGGCCUUGUCUAUGCUGCUAAAUGGUACUCCGUUUGCCUUUGUUAUUGACCUUGCUGCACUUGCAUCUCGCCGAGAAUACCUCAAACUUGAUAAAUGGUUGACUGAUAAAAUUCGUGAGCAUGGGGAACCAUUUAUCCAGGCAUGUGUUACGUUCCUAAAAAGACGGUGUCCUUCCAUCAUGGGUGGACUGGCUCCUGAGAAGGAACAACCUAAGAGUGCUCAACUUCCUCCAGAAACACUGGCUACAAUGUUGGCUUGUCUACAGGCUUGUGCAGGGAGUGUGUCACAGGAGCUGUCGGAGACUAUUCUCACAAUGGUGGCUAACUGUGGCAGUGUCAUGAACAAAGCCCGCCAGCCACCUCCAGGAGUAAUGCCCAAGGUCCGAGCACCUAGUACCAGCAGUAUAGAAACCAUGUCACCUGUACAGAUUGAUCCAUUAUCUGGCAUGGCUUCAUUGACAAUUGGUGGAUCAGCUGCAUCCCUCACUCCGAGUAUGCAGGGUUUCACAACUAACCUGAGUUCUGCAUUCAAUACUCCUCAAUCACCAGCGAAAGCCUUUCCUCCACUCUCGACACCAAACCAGACAACUCCCUUCAGUGGUAUUGGCGCUCUUCCGUCUCAACUACCAGGAAGUUUGGGCACAGGGAGUUUGACUGGCAUGGGAACUGGUGGACUUGCACUACCAACUGUGAACACUGACCCUUUUGGGCAGCGAAAGAUGAGCACAUCUGGACUGAACCCACAAACAUUCCAGCAGAGUAAGAUGAAAACUUCUGACCUUUCUCAGGUAUGGCCGGAGGCAAAUCAGCACUUUAGCAAGGAGAUUGAUGAUGAAGCUAACAGUUACUUCCAGCGAAUCUACAACCAUCCACCCCACCCUACCAUGUCUGUUGAUGAGGUUCUGGAAAUGCUGCAGAGAUUUAAGGAUUCCACCAUUAAGCGUGAAAGGGAGGUUUUUAACUGUAUGCUUCGUAACCUGUUUGAAGAGUACCGCUUCUUCCCCCAGUAUCCAGACAAAGAACUGCACAUCACAGCCUGCUUAUUUGGUGGAAUUAUUGAAAAGGGGUUGGUCACAUAUAUGGCAUUGGGACUUGCACUGCGCUAUGUUCUUGAAGCUUUGCGCAAACCGUUUGACUCCAAGAUGUACUACUUUGGCAUUGCUGCACUAGACAGAUUUAAAAACAGAUUGAAGGACUAUCCCCAGUAUUGCCAACAUUUAGCUUCUAUUGGCCACUUUUUACAAUUUCCUCAUCAUUUACAGGAGUACAUUGAAUAUGGCCAGCAGUCCCGAGACCCCCCUGUGAAAAUGCAGGGUAGCAUUACAACGCCUGGCAGUAUUGCUUUGGCACAAGCUCAGGCUCAAGCACAGGCUCAGAAUAAGACCCCUAUGGCCAGACAGGUCAGUGCCAUAGUAACCACUUCCACAACCACCACAGUCACCAAAGCAACUACAGUUACCAGGCCGACUGGAGUGAGCUUUAAGAAAGAUGUACCGCCCUCUAUCAAUACAACAAACAUAGAAACAUUGUUGGUUGCCACAGACCAGGCAGAGAGGAUAGUGGAACCUCCUGAAAAUAUUCAAGAAAAAGUGGCAUUCAUCUUUAACAACCUCUCACAGUCCAAUAUGACACAGAAGGUGGAGGAACUGAAGGAGACAGUGAAGGAUGAGUUUAUGCCCUGGGUAUCUCAAUAUUUGGUUAUGAAGCGGGUUAGCAUUGAACCAAACUUUCACAGUCUGUAUUCAAACUUUAUGGAUACCUUGAAAAACCUAGAGUUUAACAAAAUGGUGCUCUCUGAAACAUACAGAAACAUCAAGGUACUGUUAACUUCAGACAAGGCUGCAGCAAACUUCUCAGAUCGAUCAUUGUUGAAGAACCUGGGACACUGGUUGGGCAUGAUCACUUUGGCCAAAAAUAAACCCAUUUUGCAUAUUGAUCUGGAUGUGAAAUCAUUGCUGCUGGAAGCUUACAUAAAAGGUCAGCAGGAGAUGCUCUAUGUUGUCCCUUUCGUUGCCAAAGUUUUAGAGUCCAGCGUUAGGAGUAUGGUUUUCAGGCCUCCAAAUCCGUGGACGAUGGCUAUCAUGAAUGUAUUAGCAGAGCUACAUCAAGAGCAUGAUUUGAAGUUAAACCUGAAGUUUGAGAUCGAGGUCUUGUGUAAAAAUCUGGCUUUGGAUAUAAAUGACUUGAAGCCUGGAACAUUAUUGAAGGACAAAGAAAAAUUGACAAAUCUAGAAGAGCAGCUAUCAGCUCCAAAGAGAGAGUCCAAAAUACCCGAGGAACCGCCAGUAGUUGUCACCACUGCUGCAUCAGUGACUCCAGCAACAACAACCACUUGUACGACCACAGGCCCUCCACAGCCACAGUUCAGCUAUCACGACAUCAAUGUAUAUUCUCUGGCUGCCUUGGCUCCACACAUUACAGUCAAUCCAAAUAUUCCUUUGUUUCAAGCUCAUCCACAGUUGAAGUCAUAUGUUCGGCAAGCAAUUGACCGUGCUGUGCAGGAGCUCGUUCAUCCUGUCGUUGACCGUUCCAUCAAAAUUGCCAUGACCACCUGUGAACAGAUAGUUCGCAAAGAUUUUGCUCUAGAUUCUGAAGAGUCACGAAUGAGAGUUGCAGCACAUCACAUGAUGCGUAACUUGACUGCAGGGAUGGCCAUGAUUACGUGCAGGGAGCCUUUACUGAUGAGCAUUGCUACAAACCUAAAGAACAACUUUGCCACAGCUCUACGGGCUGCGUCUCCACAACAGAGGGAGAUGAUGGAACAAGCAGCUGCCCAGAUAGCACAAGACAAUUGUGAGCUUGCAUGUUGUUUUAUUCAGAAAACAGCUGUUGAAAAAGCAGGUCCUGAAAUGGACAAACGACUUGCAACAGAGUUUGAACUCCGGAAGCAUGCUAGGCAGGAAGGUCGGCGAUACUGUGAUCCUGUAGUACUGACCUAUCAGGCUGAGCGUAUGCCUGAGCAAAUCAGAUUGAAGGUGGGUGGUGUUGAUCCCAAGCAACUGGCUGUCUAUGAAGAGUUUGCUCGUAAUAUUCCAGGAUUUCUUCCCAGCAAUGAUAUUUCUCAGCCCACUGGCUUCUUGGCCAAGCCCAUGCAGCAAGCUUGGGCAACUGAUGAUAUUGCACAGAUUUAUGACAAGUGCAUUACAGAACUGGAGCAACAUCUGCAUGCAAUUCCACCAUCUCUGGCCAUGAACCCUCAGGCUCAGGCACUUCGUAAUUUACUGGAAGCUGUGGUAAUGGCCAGGAAUUCACGUGAUGCUAUUGCUGCUCUUGGCCUCCUGCAGAAGGCUGUGGAGGGACUGCUGGAUGCCACUAGUAGUGCAGACUCGGACCUCUUGCUUCGAUACAGAGAAUGCCAUUUGCUGGUUUUGAAAGCUCUGCAGGAUGGGCGUGCUUAUGGAUCUCAGUGGUGUAACAAUAAAAUCACUAGGUGCCUAAUUGAGUGCCGUGAUGAGUACAAGUAUAAUGUCGAUGCUGUGGAGUUGCUCAUUAGGCAUCAUCUGGUGAACAUGCAGCAGUAUGAUAUCCACUUAGCCCAGUCAAUGGAGAAUGGCCUGAAUUACAUGGCUGUAGCCUUUGCCAUGCAGUUGGUGAAGAUUCUCUUGGUAGAUGAGAGAAGCAUUAGCCAUAUCACUGAAGCAGAUUUAUUCAACACUAUUGAAACACUUAUGAGGAUCAGUGCUCAUUCCAGAGGAAAUGCACCUGAAGGAUUGCCACAGCUCAUGGAUCUUCUGAGGGCUAACUAUGAAGCCAUGAUGGAUCGUGCACAUGGCGGCCCCAACUUCAUGAUGCAUUCUGGGAUAUCACAAGCAUCAGAAUAUGAUGACCCACCUGGACUUCGGGAGAAGGCAGAGUAUUUACUGAGGGAAUGGGUGAACCUAUACCACUCUGCAGCAGCUGGACGGGACAGCACCAAAGCAUUCUCUGCCUUUGUUGGGCAGAUGCACCAGCAGGGAAUUUUGAAGACUGACGACCUUAUUACUCGUUUUUUCCGCCUCUGUACCGAAAUGUGCGUUGAAAUUAGUUACCGUGCACAACAGGAGCAACAGCACAAUCCUUCUGCCAAUCCCACAAUAAUCAGGGCCAAGUGCUAUCACAACUUAGAUGCUUUUGUCAGAUUGAUAGCCCUGCUGGUCAAACACUCUGGGGAAGCUACCAAUACAGUUACUAAAAUAAAUCUUCUUAACAAGGUUCUGGGGAUUGUAGUAGGAGUCCUACUGCAAGAUCAUGAAGUACGUCAGAGUGAGUUUCAGCAGCUGCCAUAUCAUCGAAUCUUCAUCAUGUUGUUGCUGGAGUUAAAUGCCCCGGAGCAUGUGCUGGAAACAAUCAAUUUCCAGACUCUGACUGCUUUCUGCAACACAUUCCACAUCUUGCGGCCCACUAAAGCUCCUGGAUUUGUCUACGCCUGGCUGGAACUGAUUUCCCACCGUAUCUUCAUUGCGAGAAUGCUGGCGCAUACACCUCAACAGAAGGGCUGGCCAAUGUAUGCCCAACUGCUGAUUGAUUUGUUCAAGUUCCUUGCUCCUUACUUGAGGAAUGUGGAGUUGACAAAACCUAUGCAAAUUCUUUAUAAGGGCACUCUGCGUGUCUUGCUUGUCCUUUUGCACGACUUUCCAGAGUUUCUUUGUGACUACCAUUACGGCUUCUGUGAUGUUAUCCCACCAAACUGUAUUCAGCUGCGUAACCUGAUCCUGAGUGCCUUCCCACGGAACAUGCGGCUGCCAGAUCCAUUCACACCGAAUCUAAAGGUGGAUAUGCUGAGUGAAAUCAACAUUGCUCCCCGCAUACUGACCAACUUCACUGGAGUGAUGCCACCUCAGUUUAAGAAGGACUUGGACUCCUAUUUGAAGACGCGAUCUCCAGUGACUUUCCUGUCAGAAUUGCGCAGUAACCUGCAGGUAUCAAACGAACCUGGUAACCGGUACAACAUUCAACUAAUAAAUGCCCUGGUGCUGUAUGUGGGAACGCAGGCGAUUGCUCACAUCCAUAACAAGGGCAGCACGCCAUCCAUGAGCACCAUCACGCACUCGGCACAUAUGGACAUCUUCCAGAACCUGGCUGUGGAUCUUGAUACAGAAGGUCGAUACUUGUUCCUGAAUGCCAUCGCCAAUCAGCUGCGUUACCCUAACAGCCACACUCACUAUUUCAGCUGCACUAUGCUGUAUCUGUUUGCUGAAGCAAAUACAGAAGCAAUCCAGGAACAAAUCACCAGGGUCCUGUUGGAAAGGCUGAUAGUAAACAGACCUCAUCCAUGGGGGCUCCUUAUCACCUUUAUUGAACUAAUUAAAAAUCCAGCCUUCAAGUUCUGGAACCAUGAGUUUGUCCACUGUGCUCCUGAAAUUGAAAAGUUGCAACUUAUACCUCUCUCCAAAUAUCUGACCCGAGCCCCAGGUUGUUCCAGUCUGUAGCUCAAUGCUGUAUGGGACAGAAGCAGGCACAACAAGUAAUGGAAGGCACCGGUGCAAGUUAAAACGGCAAAGCAAUACCUCCUUGGAGAAACAACGUGGAGAGAGUGAUGAGCAGCCUGUGUUUUUCUUGAAAACUGUCGUUGGUUGUGUAACUUGCUGGUUCUUCCAAUCAAAUGCAGUCAGCUGCAUGAGUCAGACAUAGGAACAAUGGUCAGUGAAGAGCUGAUUUCAUGAUGGACAUGUUUCAUUUUUCAUUUGUCACUUGGCCAAAAAAAAACAAAUGCUGUGAAUAUCAUUUGAAAUGAUAUAAAAAUGUAAAUAAAAGGGAGUGCAACCUUAAACUGGA